This is a messenger RNA of Oncorhynchus keta (chum salmon), 1402 nucleotides long. RefSeq lists its product as uncharacterized. The record is from RefSeq and is a predicted model, not a curated record. NCBI's taxonomy places the organism in Eukaryota, Metazoa, Chordata, Actinopteri, Salmoniformes, Salmonidae. The transcript is spliced from 3 exons. The coding region runs from base 1 to 957 and encodes 318 amino acids.
AUGGUGCGACAAAGAAAAGCCAGCCAAUCAGUGGCAGUCGUGUGGGGGGUACCAGUACAGAGUCAAUGUGGAGGCUAUAUACAGGGGGUACCGGUACAGAGUCAAUGUGGAGGCUAUAUACAGGGGGUACCAGUACAGAGUCAAUGUGGAGGCUAUAUACAGGGGGUACUGGUAAAGAGUCAAUGUGGAGGUUAUAUACAGGGGGUACCAGUACAGAGUCACUGUGGAGGCUAUAUACAGGGGGUACCAGUACAGAGUCACUGUGGAGGCUAUAUACAGGGGGUACCAGUACAGAGUCAAUGUGGAGGCUAUAUACAGGGGGUACCAGUACAGAGUCACUGUGGAGGCUAUAUACAGGGGGUACCAGUACAGAGUCAAUGUGGAGGCUAUAUACAGGGGGUACCGGUACAGAGUCAAUGUGGAGGCUAUAUACAGGGGGUACCGGUACAGAGUCAAUGUGGAGGCUAUAUACAGGGGGUACCAGUACAGAGUCAAUGUGGAGGCUAUAUACAGGGGGACCAGUACAGAGUCAAUGUGGAGGUUAUAUACAGGGGGUACCAGUACAGAGUCAAUGUGGAGGCUAUAUACAGGGGGUACCAGUACAGAGUCAAUGUGGAGGCUAUAUACAGGGGGUACCAGUACAGAGUCAAUGUGGAGGCUAUAUACAGGGGGUACCAGUACAGAGUCAAUGUGGAGGCUAUAUACAGGGGGUACCAGUACAGAGUCAAUGUGGAGGCUAUAUACAGGGGGUACCAGUACAGAGUCAAUGUGGAGGCUAUAUACAGGGGGUACCAGUACAGAGUCAAUGUGGAGGUUAUAUACAGGGGGUACCAGUACAGAGUCAAUGUGGAGGCUAUAUACAGGGGGUACCAGUACAGAGUCAAUGUGGAGGUUAUAUACAGGGGGUACCAGUACAGAGUCAAUGUGCGAGGGCCUUUGGUUAGUCGAGGUAAUUGAGGUAAUAUGUACAUGUAGGUAGAGUUAUUCAUGCUGCUCUGGUGGCAAAGGGAGGUUCGACCCGGUACUAGAUGGACGGACCUAAUAAACUGGCCGGUGAGUGUACAUGUAUAUAUCUCUUCAGAUCAGAAACAGCUUAUCUGUUAUCUACAGUCACAGUGAGAGCUGUCCCUGGCCCAAGUAGUGCACUAUAGAGAGAACAGGGUGCCAUUUCAAACACAUACCCUGUGUCUGUACCCUAGAACGAGUAAGACGAUCGUCGUGGCGGGACAAACUAAGGGCAAGCAAUAGAGUGUCUGAUGGAACGGGGAAAUACCGCGUGUCCACACGCUACUGCAGCUAUCUGUCUACACUACCACAUCUGCUGGUUUCUGUUCUCACGCUACUGCAGCUAUCUGUCUACACUACCACAUCUGCUGGUUUCUGUCCUCAUGCUACUGCAGCU